This is a messenger RNA of Alternaria arborescens, 696 nucleotides long. RefSeq lists its product as hypothetical. The transcript is spliced from 2 exons. The record is from RefSeq and is a predicted model, not a curated record. Lineage: Eukaryota; Fungi; Ascomycota; Dothideomycetes; Pleosporales; Pleosporaceae. Bases 1 to 696 code for a protein of 231 amino acids.
AUGCUACUUAUCAGAACACGAUGCAAGCAUGUUGUAUCCUUGGCUGCCUUGAUCACCAUACUAGGCUUAGCAUUCGAGCCUUUCUUCCAACAAAUCGUCACCUAUCCCGAUCGUAUGAUGAUCGUUGGAGGUGGCUCGACAUGGGCCGCAUCAACUUUCGUACCCCAAUCUCUACCGAGCACUCGCCGGCUUGGUUUUGACAACAAUAACAGAGACCCGACAAUGACUUUGGCUAUCGACACCGUCCUCAACACCCCAGAAAUUGCUAUGAGACCCUCCACGGCGCAGUGCUCCACGGCGAACUGUACAUGGCCUUCGUAUGCCACACUUGGCGUCGGUCACACAUGUCAAGACGUGUCUGACCUGCUCCAGUAUAUAUGCGAAAACAACACAAAACUAGCCCUGCCACAACAAGUCGUCUCGGCGGUGGAUCCCUGUGGCUACAAGGUGAAUGAUACGUUCGUUACCGGCGUCGAAGGUAAUCUCGGUUUUCGCAAGGUGACCAGUUUAUCGAUGUUGGUAGUCGAAACAUUUGAUUUUGAAUCUAGUGGCAACCACUUCUGGAACACCACAGCUUUUCACAAUUCGACUCUACCUAUCUUGGAUUUCUAUAUCGCUUAUACGCCAGGAGGUCCAGAAGCGGCGCUCAGAAACCAAACACCGGUAUUGCUGGAAUGUUUACUCACAUGUAAGUAA